GAACACUUUUCACCUCAGCCUCACAUUACUCUCUCACAAGUCACAAAGAUACACAGAGACAGAGAAGAGAGAAGUGAAGAGAAGAGAAGAGAAGAGAAGAGGAUGGGAUCUAUAUCGGCAGCUCCUGGAACAACUGUAUUGUUCUCAAAUCUCCGUCGCCACAGUAUUUACAAUCGUCGCCAUGAGAAUCUAUCCGUCGUUUCGUCUUCUUCACAACCGUCUCUGAUACCACGGCAGAGAUGGCUCUAUGUCCCUAAGACGAGGUUGAGAAGAGAGAUUCUAAAGCUCGAUUUCAUCGCAAGAGCUGCUGAUUCCACUAGCUCUUCUCCUUCUGUAGCUUCCGGUGAUGGAACCUUAAUCCCCGAUGAUGAAUUCACUCUAGCCAAGAUUUCGUUUGGUGUUAUUGGGCUAGGUCUCGGGGUUUCGCUACUCUCGUAUGGUUUUGGGGCUUAUUUUAAUAUCCUUCCUGGAUCUGAGUGGUCUGCUAUUAUGCUUACAUAUGGAUUCCCCCUUGCUAUUAUUGGAAUGGCUCUCAAGUACGCAGAACUCAAACCAGUUCCUUGCUUGAGCUACUCGGAUGCAGUGAAGCUUAGGGAAAGCUGCGCUACUCCUAUUUUAACACAGGUUAGAAAUGAUGUCACGAGAUACCGUUAUGGAGAUGAACAACAUUUGGAAGAAGCAUUAAAACGGAUCUUUCAGUAUGGACUGGGUGGAGGAAUCCCAAGACGUAGUGCACCUAUCUUACAGAUGAUUAGGGAGGAGGUCCUGACUGAUGGUCGUUACUGCUUGGUCCUUGUAUUUGAGGCCAAAGCUCUGAAUUUGUCAGAUUUUGAAAAAAGACAGGCGAAAUUCACUUCCUUCUUUGGACCAGACAUCACUGCAGAAGUUGGUAAAGGAGAAAGUGAAAAUCUCUAUGAAGUUAGACUGAUUUCCAACGUCUCCACCAACUCUGUAUCUUCUUCCUCUUAGAUAUGUACAAUCACAUAAACAGUUACGUUUCUGUCAUUUUCCGCUUGUAUAUCAGUUCAAUAUAAUCAUUUCUGUAUACAGUACUUUAAAAGUGUUGAGGCUGGAGGUGACUAUAGUAUGUAUAUAGAUUGCCAUCGUUGUAUUCUUGUAUUCUUUAAUUCAGUCAUGUCGAGGUCUA
Messenger RNA from Camelina sativa (false flax), 1147 nucleotides. RefSeq lists its product as uncharacterized. The record is from RefSeq and is a predicted model, not a curated record. Lineage: Eukaryota; Viridiplantae; Streptophyta; Magnoliopsida; Brassicales; Brassicaceae.